Trichoderma virens Gv29-8 is the source of this 3102-nucleotide messenger RNA. RefSeq lists its product as uncharacterized. Gene Ontology annotation, molecular function: zinc ion binding. The coding region runs from base 120 to 2816 and encodes 898 amino acids. Lineage: Eukaryota; Fungi; Ascomycota; Sordariomycetes; Hypocreales; Hypocreaceae. The transcript is spliced from 4 exons. The record is from RefSeq and is a predicted model, not a curated record.
AUCGCCUCACAUCGCCUCUUAUAUUGCCAUCUGUCCUUUAUCACCCGUGUUUAUAUACAGAGCAGCCAGCUCUGGAUAGCACCGACCAAAGGGGGAAAGUUGUUAUCGCGUUGCCCAUCAUGGCUUCUGUCCCCCAGCUUGUUCCUGAGACAAUGGUCACCCUCAAGGUGACCUUUGAGAAUACCACUCGUCGCGUCAAGAUGCCACUGCGCGACAUGGUGCCGCAGAUUCUCGAAGCCAAUAUCCGGCACUUCCUCCACAUCCCACUGGAGACCCAGGUCAUCAUCGAACGCUACUCCGACUCUGCCAGCGCCUUUGUUGUUCUCGAUUCCAACAACUUGCCAGUCUACAAGCAACUGUAUAGAGCCGCAAAAGCCAAGUCAAAGCUGAAACUACAUGUUUCUGUCCCUCAGCUGGAGCCGAAGACUCCGCCAAAGCCCGUCACAGUAGAGGACGAGCCGGAAGCCUCCGUGGCAGAGACCUACGAAUCCACCGAAAAGAUUACUCCUACCGAGAGCGACGAAUCACCUUCAACAGCCGAGCCUGCUACGGAGAUGCCAGUGCCGUCAGCAGCUCCGUCUUCCAUUACCCUGCUCUCCGGAGUUGAGUUGCCUCUGCGAACCUCUGAGACGACCAAGGUUGAGGAGGAGAUUGAGCCUCCGGUUGCUCAGAAGCUACCGGCAAAUUUUGCCCAGUCUGCUCCCUUUGACCCUCAGUCAAUAUACUCUUCAUUCGACGACUAUUGUGCUCCCGCUGACGUGCAAAGUCUUCGUGUUGUUGCUCCCGCUCCGUUUGCUGUCUGCUGCAACCACUGUGAAAAGACAGUUUCAGACGUCCACUAUCACUGCCAGACCUGUGACGACGGUGACUUUGACCUCUGCCAAGGCUGCGUCGAUGAGGCUAUUAGCUGCUAUGAUGACAACCACUGGCUCAUCAAGCGGAUGAUCAUCGACGGCCAGCUCGUUACCAGCAGCACUGAAAAGGUUGAGCCCAAGUCCCAAGCCAAGAAGCAGACUGAGAGUCUCGUUCAGGAGGCCUCUAUUCUUCCGUCAAUUGAGACCCCCGAAAAGGAGGAGAAGGAGACCCUGAAGAUUACCCGUCCUGAGAAGGCUUCGGAGCAACCUCCCGUUGAGGAGCCAUUGAAGGCCGUCAACGAUACUCCUCUCUUCGUCCCCCCCAGAGCUCCAUUUGCUGGUGCUGCAGGCUCUAGGUGGUGCAUGGGCACCAUGCGAACAUGCAACUGCUGUGUUCAAGAGCUUCCCGAAUGGGAGUUCCUCCACUGCACAACUUGUGAGGACUUCGAUCUUUGCCAGGCAUGCUUCACCAAGGACGCCCAUGGUCACCACCCCAAGCAUGCCUUUAUUCCUGCUGUUGCAGGCACCAAGAUGCCAGACCACGUUACUGUUAGAAUGGGCGCUGGCCGCAACCAGGCGCACCAUGCCAUCUGUGACGGCUGUGACAAGUACAUCACUGGCGUCCGUCACAAGUGCCUGGACUGCCCAGAUUGGGAUUACUGCUCCGAUUGCAUUCCCAAUGCGGCCUUUGUCCAUGCCAACCACCGCUUUGCGCCCAUCUAUGAGCCUCUUGCGGACCUCCAUGCCUGCGCGGCUGCUCAGCCAGUGCACAUGGGCAUCUGCUGUGAUGGGCCCCUGUGCUCCAACACUCAGGGCUAUCCCACAUACAUCAGGGGCGUGCGCUACAAGUGUGCAGUCUGCCACGACCUUGAUUUCUGCGCAAGCUGCGAGGCCAACCCCGCCAAUGACCACAACAAGACACAUCCUCUCAUCAAGUUCAAGACGCCUGUUCGCCACGUUAGCGUCACCACUACUGGCGAGCACCAGGAUGGAAAGCGCAUGCCUCCCAUGGGCGACCGUGCUAAGAGCAUCUUCAGGCCUUCAGAGACUUCGACUCUGAGUGAUAGCAACACUAUCAACGCUGUGCAAACGGUUGUUGAUGUGAAGCCUGAGGAGCCCGAGACCGAAGAGGUCGAGGUCAAGCAAGAGCCUGAGGUUGAGGCCGAGACCAAGGAAGUCGAGGUCAAGGAGGAGCCUACUCCUGAGAUCAAGGAGGAGGUCAAAGAGGAGAUCAAGGAGGAACAAGUUGCUGAGCCCGUCUCAUCAUUCAAUGAGAAUGACCUCCGCGCCGUCUUCAUUCGCGACGUCGUCCAUGAUGGCACAAUCAUGCCACCUAACCAAGUCUUUGAGCAGACAUGGGUGCUCCGCAAUGAGGGCACUGCUACCUGGCCUGCUGGAUGCUCCGUCAAGUUUGUUGGCGGCGACUACAUGGGACAUGUUGACUCUGCCCAUCCUGCUGGCAUCUCAGAGCUUGUGUCGGCAUCAGAGUCGACAGUCUGCUACGCUCCGCUUGCCCCCGGCAGCGAGUUCCCAUUCACCGUGCUGCUCCGCACUCCUGCCCGCGCUGGUCAAAUCAUCUCUUACUGGCGUUUGACCACUCCUGAAGGAUUCAAGUUCGGCCACCGCCUCUGGUGCGACGUCAAUGUGCGCAUGCCGCCGCCUGCUGAGGUCCUGCCGGCGACCACGGUCGAGGAACCCAAGAAGGAGGAGGAGACCCAGACCGGUAGCGUCAUGAUCUUCCCCAAGCUUGACAAGGAGUCACCUCACUCUAGCAUGCACGCAGAGAUGCAGGCCGAGUCUGUCUCUGGGGCCGCCGAGACCGACGCUCAGACUGCCAGUGGCGAGGAGUACGAGUGGGAUGGAUCGGAUGAUGGGUUCAUGACCGACGAAGAGUAUGACAUCUUGGAUGCCUCUGACGAGGAAUAUCUGGAGGAUCGCGAGAACAAGAAGCUGAGGAAGUAAGGGAUGAUUUUUUUUAUGAGCAAGAAUUUUUGUAACGGAAUAUGGGAUCUUUGGCGUGCGUUUCUUUUACUUCUCCCCUACCAAAUGGGCCCCAGUACUGUACUUCUCUCCAUUCCCUCUUAUUCGGGAUUCCUUUUUGCUGGCAGUCGCCACGCCCUCUGCCUAUGGCCUGAGCUCUAGGUUCUGAAGGCCGGCGCAACAAGUCUGGCACGACUCUCGUUUGAUUUCUAUCUAGUAAUUGUAGGAUUUGAUUAGGAAUAGGACGCUAUUAUUGACUUUUAUUGUU